UGAACUGGUUCACUAACCUUCCCCUUUCUCCAUCCAAGACCCACUCACCACACCCCCCCGACACACCAUUUUAGAUGAACAGUCAUAGACUAUACAGUCCUCACAACCAUGCUGAAUUGAUUGAGUAAUGAUGUAGAGAGAGAGAGAGAGAGGAGUGAGAAAGAGAGAGUCUUUGGUUAAUUUACUUCAUUGUGUUGUUUUAAAAAAUUUGCUUGCUUGUUGGGUUUUGUUUUGUGGGUUGGGAUUUUGCUUUCCUUAGUUUUGAUGGGUACUGAGGGAUCAGAAGAAGUAUUGAGAAAGAAGAAACAUGAGGGAGCAGAGAGAGGAAAUAGGUUGUUGCACAGUAGUUGUAUACACCACUAUACAAGUUGGUCUACUUGUUUCAGACAGAGCACUUGUGCUUCUUCUUCCAUUGCUUCCUUUAAGUAAACAUAUCUUGCUCUGAACACUGCCUUGAGCUGUUAAAAGAUUCACUGGAAACUUAUAAAAAAACAAAAACAACCAAGAUUUUGAAAAGGAUAAAAAGGAAGGAGCUUGCUUGAUCUAUUAAGAUCUGAUAUCAAAAGUGCCUUUCCCCCAAGCUCAGUAGUAGUCAUCAUGAAGAGGCUUGGAAGCUCAGAUUCAUUGGGUGCUAUGAUUUCCAUCUGCCCAUCAACAGCGGAGGAACACAGUCCAAGAAACAACCAUGUUUACCGGAGAGAUUUCCAUUCCAUGUUGGAUGGCUUAGAUGAAGAAGGUUGCGUGGAAGAGGGUGGCCAUGUUUCCGAGAAGAAGAGAAGAUUAAGCGUUGAACAAGUGAAGGCCUUGGAGAAAAAUUUCGAGGUGGAGAACAAGCUUGAACCAGAAAGAAAAGUGAAGCUUGCCCAAGAACUUGGCCUCCAGCCAAGACAAGUUGCUGUGUGGUUCCAAAACCGCCGUGCUCGUUGGAAGACCAAGCAAUUGGAACGUGACUUUGGCGUUCUCAAGGCCAAUUAUGACUCUCUCAAGCUCAAUUACGACAGCCUCCAACAUGAGAAUGAAGCUCUUGUGAAGGAGAUAAAGCAAUUGAAAUCAAAGUUGCAAGAGGAAAACACAGAGAGCAAUAAUCUGUCAGUGAAAGAAGAGCAAAUGGUGGCAAAAGAUCAAUCCAAUUACAAAGUGGUUGAUCAUGAGAAGAGCAAAUCCCCACCACCACCACCUCCUGGUUCCUCUGUUCCAGCAACUGAGUCCAAAGAGCUCAACUUUGAGAGCUUCAACAACACCAACAAUGGAGCAGUGGGCUUAGAAGCUGUCUCAUUGUUCCCAGAUUUCAAAGACGGGUCAUCAGACAGUGACUCAAGUGCAAUCUUGAACGAAGACAACAGUCCGAACUUGACCAUUUCUUCAUCUGGGAUGCUCCAAAACCACCAGCUCAUGAAGUCUCCAGCUUCCACUUCACUCAAAUUCAACUGCUCCUCCUCCUCCUCACCUUCCUCAUCAUCCAUGAAUUGCUUCCAGUUCCAGAAGACCUAUCAUCCUCAGUUUGUGAAGAUAGAGGAGCACAAUUUCUUCAGCAGUGAGGAGGCUUGCAGCUUCUUCUCUGAUGAGCAAGCACCUACACUUCAGUGGUGCUGCCCAGAUCAAUGGAACUAAAUCAUAAACACCCCACUCCAUCCCAUCCAAAAAAAAAAGAGAGAAAAUCUGGGAUCCAAGAAAGACCCUCCAUGAAUUUUAUUGAAUGGGAAGUGGGGUUGUGUAUAAAUUAAUGUACUUUGAUCUCCAUUGUGCAAAAGUGAAAGUUGGAGAGCAACUGCAGAAUGAAGCAGCAGAGAGAGGAGGGAGAGAGGGAGAGAGAGGUUCACGUGGGGGGUUGGGUUGGGUCAUGCUCAUGGGUGGAAGAUGACGACCAAGGUAUUUUCCCUUGCUAAGCCGUGUGGGGGAAUAUGAUUGUGUCGUAAUUAAAUUCUCAGCUGUAAAAAUGAAAUCUUGGAAAAACUUUAGGGGGUAGAAUUUCCUGUAAUGGAGAAAAUAAUCAUUGUGCCUCACUUUUUUCCUUCCA
Prunus mume (Japanese apricot) is the source of this 2017-nucleotide messenger RNA. RefSeq names its product homeobox-leucine zipper protein ATHB-6-like. The record is from RefSeq and is a predicted model, not a curated record. Gene Ontology annotation, biological process: positive regulation of DNA-templated transcription. NCBI's taxonomy places the organism in Eukaryota, Viridiplantae, Streptophyta, Magnoliopsida, Rosales, Rosaceae. Gene Ontology annotation, cellular component: nucleus. Gene Ontology annotation, molecular function: DNA-binding transcription factor activity, RNA polymerase II-specific; sequence-specific DNA binding.